GUCGUAAGUGGGUGGCGGCAGGAGUCGGAGGGGUGGUGACCGGGAGUCCAUGUGUUUUUUCUGUUGUUGUUGUUGUUGUUGUUCUCGUUGUUGUUUCAUUGUUGUUUGUUUUCAGAUGCCAGGCAUUUUUGGUGGGGGAAAAAGCGAAGCGGACCUGCUUUUUGGUGGUGGUUGUGAUUGAUUUUAACAUGGUCCAAAGUGGUGAAGACGCCAGCGACGUCAACGCAAGUGGUGAAGACGUUGGACAGGGGUGAUACUUGGGCACAUAAUAUUGGGCACUCUCUUACCUUGGAGAGAUGGACCAGUUCCCUCUCUCUCUCUCUCUCUCUUUGAAGCAAGGGGUUCCAAAUCAAGGUUGCAUGAUUUGCAACGAUUCGCUUGAUAAGGACUGGUGACCAUGGGGGUUUGGCUAUGCCGCUAUGCAUGGCCUCGUCGUUUCACCAACCAGCCUAUACGUGUCAAUCGACUUGAAGGAUUCCACCACACCCGUUUGACACUGGGAAGAUCACAUCGAUGAACGAGGCUCCUCUGAAAGGUUUUAUAGUAAAGAUCGCAGCUCGCCUGGUCUGCCCCAAUCCGUCCUAUUAAGGGCCCGGCGAUUGACAGGAAUCCAGAUAUGUUUGAUGCAACAACCUCAUGCUGAAACUGCCCUGGCCUUGUGUUACAAAACCUAAUUUCUUGCAACCUUUGACAGUCCAUUGCAAGUGCUCCUCACAGCUCAUUUGUACACAACCUCUCUUUUUGUUAGUCCAGCUGCCUGCCUUCUAGUCGUGCCUGCCUUCCACCUGCUAAAUUUUCACUGCAGCCUGUCAGCCAGGGCUGGUGCCAGGAAGCGCCUUUGGCCUUUCAGACUCUUGUGAAGAGCUCUUCCAACACGAUCCUUUCUCAGGAUCUGCAGGGAUUUUUGUGGCUAGCUGCUGGCAGGAUUUGCUCCACAGGCCGCAGUCAAAGCAAAAUCAUACAAAACCUGUAGGUCACCUGUCACUGCGACGAUCUUAGAUCUUCUCGAAGGCCUUUGAACAUCUUCUUCAUAUUUCACCACACCACCAGUGGGAUGGUUUUUCUCCCUCAUAGCAUUCUCCGCCUGUUGAUCCUGCAGUUGGACGUCCAGGCCAUGAGCGGCGCUAGCGGAGCCAGCAGCGCGUGCUCCUGGUUUUCAUGCGAGGCAGAGAAAGGGGUCGAGCUGGCAGAGGACACGUGCAGCUGCGACUAUCGUUUGUUCACUCCACAGUCCGGAGCCUCCACUUGCCAAGCAGAGGCGCGCUUCAGCGGUCUGCACGCGGUGCCCGAGACCUUUUGGCCUUGGGUCCAAGAGCAGUACACCAUGGAGUUCUUGAGUAACGCCAGCAGCCAGCAGGAACCACCGCUCGGCAUCGAAGAUUGGAACUUGGGGCAAAACCUGCUGCAAUCACAGGUCUCCAGCUCCCGAGUGGCCCAACGCCCGGUGAACGGGAACACCGGGUGCUUCCGCGCGCAGUGUUAUUGCGAUGCCCGGCGCUGCAAGCGCCCCAGCGGCUGGCAACGUUUUGGCUCCUUCACGGUGCCUGGCAGCGUCGGGCAAUCGAGCAACGUGAGCAUGGACACCGCGGUCCCCUCCACCGAUGUCUUCAUCGUUUGGGGCUUGGAGCAACAGACCUCCAACGACGCGUCCGCCUCUGGGCUGACCUUCCAAGCAGCCCUCAACUGGGCGGAUCCACAGGUGCAGCGGGAGCAGCUGAGAACCUGUGAGGCCACUCCUCCUGAGAUGGAGGUCCUCUCGCGGAAGUGCUUUGCCUCGGACUUCAAGACUUGGUUGGAGUCCAAGGGCGAACGCUACCCUGUGAAGCCGUCCGAGCUCUAUGCCGAGCGGCUCCAGGAGUUCGCUGAAGAGCAUGGCCGGGAGAAGUACUUCUGGCGAGCGCCCACGGGAGGGCUGGCGGGCACUGUGGCACGCCUGCGUGUGCCCAGAGAUACCCCGCGGCAGCAGCUCCAGGAAGGUUGGCAGCACUACAUGUCCUUGAGGAGGAUGGCCCCUUGGCGCUCCCAAGCCUGGACGGCCUUGGAAGCCAUCACCGAGGAAGAGGAACUUCAGCUCCUGCAGGCGGCGACCAACGAGGUGGCGCUGCUCUUGGUGAUGAUGCUGGCGCUCUGGACGUGCCUUUUCACCUUCAGUCUCCGCAUGGCCCUCGCCGGUGCCUGCGCUGGGGGGUUCGGCAUCCUCAUGUUCUUCCUUUGCCAACCUUUUGGGCCCCAGUCGGCGGCCCUGCAGCUGCUGUGCCUCUUGCUGCUGGUGACCACCCUGGUCGCGCCGGCUUCGCGCUUUCUCUUCUUCUACAGUGGCGCACGCAACGGUCCCAGCAAGCGCGUGAAGAACGAGAAGAGCACCUCCUUCGAGAUAGAGGAGGAUGCAGCCCAAGAGCCAAAGGAAGUGCGACAGGUGCGGGGUGAUCAGACGCAACGCUUCGUGAGCCUGGCCGCGGAGGAUCCGCAGCUGCAAAAAGAGAAGGAGGAACAACAACGACGUGCACAGGUUGCCGCAGAGCGAAAGGAAAUGCAGAGUCUCUUCCGCCCCUCGGCGAUCCCCUCGGAGCGGCGGAACCGGAGCACCACGGCACUGGGCAAUUCCUUGGAGAUCUUGCUGGGUAAUGUGCUGGCGAUGAUCAUUUCUUGGGUGACCUUGUGGGUCUUCGCGCCCGACAGCCUGGCACAGGUUGGUCGGAUCUUCCCAGUUCUCUCGGUGACUUUGCUGAUGGUGAUCUUGUGCGUGCUGCCUGUCCUCAUCCUCUUUGGCUUGGGCUCCUCCAGGGUUUGGCGGCAAGCCAUGUUGGCCUUCAUGGGUGCCAUCACAGGCUGGAACCGCCGCUUCGGGGGCCCCGCCUGCAGCUUCCCAGAGCUGCGGAAGCCAGAGGACGACGAUUUGGAGGUGAGCCGAUCCAUCAAGGUUCUCGGCUGGCCCUUCACUCGCAUUGCGUCUUAUUGGCGUGCCCACCAGGUGACUGCCAGCCGGAAGUGAAUCCGCCUGCCAGCCGGUAUAGUAGGUCAUCGCAAAUGCCAUUGCGGCGCUGUGAUACGCAUCGCUGCUGGGUGUGGGUGCAGCUUGGAACAAAAGGAACGCGAGCC
Messenger RNA from Durusdinium trenchii, 3099 nucleotides. The record is from the annotation of a GenBank genome assembly. NCBI's taxonomy places the organism in Eukaryota, Dinophyceae, Suessiales, Symbiodiniaceae.